GCACCACUAAACAGGAGCUUUGCCUGUGCAGCUGUGCAGGUAGCGUGUGUUAUUAAAUCUAUCCGUAAAUAUGCAAAAAUGGUAUUUUUCCUGUAUUGAAUUUCAAGCGCAAGGGCAAGCUUGGGCGCCUACGGCAUCGUGGAAUAUAAGCAUGGAUCUUGAAACAGAAGAGGCGAGUGGCGAUCGGACAGAGGAAGGACUAUCGGAGACUAUUGAAGGCAACAUUGAAUAUUCUAGUCGAGGGGUGGCAGAUAACGAAUCCGAUUCAAGUGACGGUGAGACCGGGAAGAUUGGCAUUGACGAACUCCCGCGAACAGGUAUCGCUAAACUCGCAAAACAAAUGUUUGAGAGUCAAGCUCCUUACGAGAUCGAGACCGAGAAGACCCCGGACCUCAUGAUGGUGUCAGAGGGGCUCACCCGUGAAGGAAAAGAGAGGUUUGAGAAGGGCGAGGCCUACACACCGGCGCACAGGGUGCAUAGGGAGCUGGAAGACCUGCCCGAGAAAGGCACAGCGUCCAGUGCGCGCGCAGCUUUCGUCAGCUCCACAACGCGUCAGGAAUUCACACAUCACAUGGACGACGAUCUGCCGGACAUACAGGGUGGUGUUGCAGCUGUGGUUAGAGGUAAAUUCGAGUCUGGGCAAGCUUCCAAUGUCGAGGUCGCUCGAGAGGGUGACGAGGAGGAUUAUAGACCUGCCAAGGGGACUGCGCUAUCCACACGCGCCAAGUUUGAGCAGGGAGAGGUAUACAAUGCCAGUACGUACAGAAGAGAAGAAGAUGAGGCUUUCCCAGAGAAAGGUUUGGCCAGCAAGACCAAGCAGAUGUUUUUGUCAGGCGCUGCUAGUAAUACCAUGGUCUCCGAGGAAGAGGUAGAUGAUCCGAAACCUGAAAUCGGCACCGCUUCUAAGAUUAAGUCUAUGUUUGAGAAAGGCGAGAUACCCAAAGCAGAGGCGGUCCACGUAGGGGAGGUAGAUGAACUGGAGGAAGUAGUCUCCACGGGAAUCGCCGUUCAGUUGCGAACACAAUUCCAAAAAGGGGAUAUAUCAAACGCUGAGAAGAGAGAAAAAAGACUCAGCUAUAACCCCGAGAAAGGUACAAUUAACGAAACAAGAUCGAUCUUCAAAGAUCCACCGCAUUUGCCAGUACAAAAAGAGCAAAAUGACGUGGAUAAUCUCCCAUCGAAGGGAGUGACGCAUGAUUACCGCUGGAAGUUUGAGACAGGGACGGUGACUAACGCCGAAGGGUCUGUGGUCGAUAGGGAUGAGGCGCUACCAACAACAGGGACAGCUCGCGCCCAGAUGGCGGCGUUCCAGGCCGCAGCUGAAAGGACGGAAUAUCAAAAGACUUGUAACAUAGAGGAGGAGAUGCAGAUGUACAAAACUGCGAAAGGGCAAGAACCAGACGACGAAGUAGAUAAUUGGGAAUACAAGCAAACUCGUAUUGCCGCAGACGAGCUUCCUGCGAGGGGUGUUGCAGCACAGACUAGGGCGAUGAUAGAAAGUGGGUCAUACGAGACCCAUAUGCAUCGUACUUUAGAUGACGAGGAGUUAGUAGUAACACCAGGAUCUGCAAGGGCUCAGCGCGAGCAGAUUGAACGAGGCGAAUACAUCAGCAAGCCCAAGAGGCUCAUUGACGAAGAGGAACUACCUGCAGGUGUUGCAAAGGAACAUUUGACUCAUUUUGAAAGAGGCGAUUAUAUACAGGCACCGAAAAAAGUCAUCGAUGAAGAGGACUUUCAAGCGGUUUCAGGUUUGGCUAAGGAACACUUGACGCAUUUUGAGCGAGGUGACCACAUUCAUGCACCAAAGAAAGCAAUCGAGGAUGAGAACCUUAAUUUUACUCCAGGAAUAGCGAGAGAACAACAAGGUCAUUUCGAGCGGGGUGACUAUAUUCAAGCUCCCAAAAAGGCGAUAGAUGAAGAAGAUCUAAGUUUCUCGCAAGGCUUAGCUCGAGAGCAACAGCAACAAUUUGAACGGGAGGCCUACGUCCAAGCCCCUAAGAAAACAAUCGAUGAGGAAGACCUGAAUUUCUCUAAAGGCUUGGCUCGAGAACAACAGCAGCACUUUGAACGCGGGGAAUACGAAGCUUCACCGCUGAAGAAAACAAUCGACGAGGAGGAACUGAGCUUUCCAACAGGUAAAGCGCGGGAACAAGUGGCGCAUUUUAACCGUGGGGGGGAUACACAUACUCCAAGAAAGACAAUAGAGGAGGAAGAGCUUAAUGUUACCCCAGGCCUUACGCAUGUAACGCGGGCACAAUUUGAGCGAGGAAGCCUGGAACGAAAGCCCAAAAAGCUGAUUGAGGAGGAAGAGCUCCCUACGUUCCGGGGGCUGGCGAUGGAGCAGAAGCGCAGGUUUGACGCUGGUCAAGUAAGCGCACCAACACGUCGUCUAGUAGAUGAAGAGGAGCUCUCCCAGAUUCGAGGGGUGACGCGCAUGCAGUCCAGCCGGAUCGAGAGGGGGGAACUACAACAUGCCCCAAGCAGGAUAAUCGACGACGAGGAAAUCGUGGUCGCACCAGGUGCCGCGCAGCGACAGAAAUGGCUGAUUGAGCAGGGAGCGUACACGAGGGAAGUACCCAAGUACAUCGACCAGGAGGACUUUUCAAGCUCAAAGACAGCAAGAGGGGAGGACCCCUUAGCACCACCUGAAGUUCAUGCGCCAGUGCAUUCAGGAAGAGCACACAGCGAGUCCGCACCCGCGCAGUAUGUUAAUGGAGACACAAACAACAACCCUCCGAAAAAGACUGCUAAAGCCACCAUGUCAAUCAAAAUAGCCAGUAGAAAAACAUCACACUAGAAGGAAGGAGAGACAAGUCCGCGCGGGGGCCUGGAACCAGUCAUGGAGUGGUCAUGUCCUACCAAUGAAAGAUGUCGCACCGUCUGGUUUAGUUUAUGCACGUUAGCCCCGGGCUCGCCAAAAUAACCGUAAUUGUUUGCCCAGCUUUGCUGACAUUCCGAUGAAUUGCCUUAUACUCCUUAAAAUUUGUAUACUAAAUAUCUGAAAAUAGGAUGUCGGGACCCUAUCGGCCUACCCCUAGAUCUUCCCAUGUCUUUUGUUUGAGGUCAACUGAGCGCAACCGUACCAGCAAUGGCUGACGUUGGCACUGUUUGCCCGGGGCUUUAGAAUAGAUGUAUGUAGAUUCUAUUCGUGGACUGGGAUAUUCGCAGUUACACAUAAACCAGUGGAAUUCCAUUUGGCUUUACGCUAAGCUCGCACGUUCAGAGUCCUAUGAGAGCUCGACUUGGAACAAGUCUGCGGUUAACGUUGAGCUCUCUUUUAUAAUAGUGAACAAAUCCCCUCUCUUGAACACGGCACAAAUGUAAAAACAACAAUUAGAAUAGGGAGGAAUCAUUAAUGACUUUACGCCAUAGUUAUGUUUUAUGACAAAAGGAAAAGUAUCAGAAUCAAAUGUUUUUUUUUUGGUCUUUUCUGUAUGAAAGUCAAAUCAAGAGGAACUUUUUUUGUUAAAAAUGACGCGCACAGACUAUUUGUUACUUGACUUCUGAAGGUUUUCAAGACAGGCAUUACAUAUAUAAGACAGAACAACUACCUGUUUCCAUUGCAACUCUAGGGUGUAGAUGGUGUAGCUCCGUGUCUGAGUCCAUUUUAAUGUGGCACAUAUGCAGACGCCUAUAAAUUACAACUAUAGUCAUUUUUUAUGACUUGUGAUUUUUCCACUGAUAUGGCUGUAGCCUAGAGUUCUCAAUACGCGAUCCCAUACUUGAGGUCCCAUUGGUUUAAAGCUCAAGUUGAAGCAAUGGAAUAUCUGCUAUUUUUCACGUCGUGAAAUAAAAAUUCGCUUGAUAGCAAAUAAAGGAUAAGAAUAUAA
Messenger RNA from Nematostella vectensis (starlet sea anemone), 3830 nucleotides. RefSeq lists its product as uncharacterized. The transcript is spliced from 17 exons. The record is from RefSeq and is a predicted model, not a curated record. Bases 71 to 2797 code for a protein of 908 amino acids. Lineage: Eukaryota; Metazoa; Cnidaria; Anthozoa; Actiniaria; Edwardsiidae.